UUAUGUUAAUCUCAUUCUGAGUAAAUCCAGUUUUUGUUUUUAAAGUUUGCCGGAUCGUUCACUGCUUCCCUAGCACUCGUUAUUUGGAGAAACCAAGCUACUUAGACAGCACUUAGCGCUGUACUUGGAAUUUGACAGCAGCUACCGUGUUUCAUUCAGUAACGCCCAUUUCCCCCCCGGAAAUUACAUUUCGCAUUUAAUCUCUUGAGACUCAAGUUUUUUUUGACGAAACUGUUGAUUCGCGCAGGAUUUUGUCAAAUGAAGACACCGGGCCUAACGAACGUGUAGCUUGACUGAAGCCCUAUACACCUUUUGAGUAACUGGACUCCAGGGCUCGAGGCCUUGGUUACCACACCAGGAGCGCAGUGCCAGUUUAACCCACUCACUGUAGAGACAGUCUGCCAGAGAGCCACGAUGGACACAGCUAGCCAUAGCCUUGUCCUUCUGCAGCAGCUGAACAUGCAGCGAGAAUUUGGUUUUCUGUGUGAUUGCACAGUUGCCAUUGGAGAUGUUUACUUCAAAGCCCACAGAGCAGUUCUUGCUGCUUUUUCUAACUAUUUCAAGAUGAUAUUUAUUCACCAAACAAGUGAAUGCAUAAAAAUACAACCAACUGACAUCCAGCCCGACAUAUUCAGCUAUUUGUUGCACAUUAUGUACACGGGGAAAGGGCCAAAACAGAUUGUGGAUCACGGUCGUUUGGAGGAAGGGAUUCGAUUUCUUCACGCCGACUACCUUUCUCACAUUGCAACAGAAAUGAAUCAAGUGUUCUCACCAGAGACUGUGCAGUCCUCAAAUUUGUAUGGCAUUCAGAUCUCAACGACCCAAAAAACAGCUGUCAAACCAGGGCUGGAGGUCAAAGAAGCUCCUUCCAACAACAGUGGCAACAGAGCUGCUGUCCAGGGUGACCACCCCCAGUUGCAGCUCUCUCUUGCUAUUGGGCUGGAUGAUGGCACUGCAGAGCAGCAGAGGGCCCAUCCUGCCGCCCAGGCCUUGGAGGAGCACCAGAAGCCCCCAGUGUCCAUCAAGCAGGAGAGAUGUGACCCAGAAUCUGUGAUCUCCCAGAGCCACGCCUCACCCUCAUCAGAGGGGACAGGUCCCACUUUCACCGAAAGCAGUAUCAAAGUACACUUAUGCCAUUACUGUGGGGAACGUUUUGAUUCCCGAAGUAACCUAAGGCAACAUCUCCAUACCCAUGUGUCUGGAUCCCUCCCAUUUGGUGUCCCUGCUUCCAUUCUGGAAAGCAAUGACCUUGGUGAAGUGCAUCCACUUAAUGAAAAUAGUGAGGCUCUUGAAUGCCGCAGGCUCAGCUCCUUCAUUGUCAAGGAGAAUGAGCAGGAGCCUGACCACUCAAACCAGGGGGCCACAGAGCCCCUGCAGAUCAGUCAAGUGUCUUUGAUUUCCAAAGACACAGAGCCAGUAGAAUUAAACUGUAAUUUUUCUUUUUCAAGGAAAAGAAAAAUCAGCUGUUCCAUUUGUGGUCAUAAAUUUCUCCGAAAAAGCCAAUUGCUAGAACACAUGUAUACGCACAAAGGUAAAUCGUACAGAUACAACCGAUGCCAAAGGUUUGGCAAUGCGUUGGCCCAGAGGUUUCAGCCAUAUUGUGACAGCUGGUCUGAUGUCCCCCUGAAAAGUUCUCGCUUGUCACAAGAACAGUUAGAUUCAUCUUGUGCCUUAGAGUCAGAGCUCCCACAAGAAAAUGUGGACACUAUCCUUGUGGAGUAGCAGUUUCUCCUUCACGAUUUUUAUAUCCAUUCUGAAAAAGAAAAUUCACAUACAUUUUUAUUCAUAAAUUAUUUUCCUCCUCAACUUCUUUUAACUUUUUUCCUUACCAUUGAUCCAGUUUUAAGGUUGUAUAUAUUAGGUCUUCUUAUUGUAAGAUACAUAUGGCUAUUAAAAGGUAACCUUCAAGUAGAGUUAUGAACAAUCAUAAAUCACAGUUCAGAAAUCAGAAGUCAAUGUAGGAACUGUGGAACUUUAGAGUUAAUAUUUAUAGAAUUUUUAAGUUGUAGAAUCAGUAAAACCGAACUGAAAAUGAAGUAAAUGAAAUAUUUUUUAAAGAAUAUUCUAGACUAUCAGUUUUGGCUAAUUUUUCACAUGAAUAUGCCACUAUGAAGACUAUUUAAAAAUAUUUUUGGCCAUAUAGGAAGUUAACGUUAUUUUAAUGCAUAACUAUAUGUUAUAAUGUAUACAGAUUUUGUUUUAAGGCAUAGUUAUAAUAAAAGUAGCUUUAAAAUCACUUUUUACUUAUUAGCUCUACAGCAUCUUACAUGGCUUUUUAAAUUUUUUUUACAUUGAACAUACCUCAUUUUUAAUA
Enhydra lutris kenyoni (northern sea otter) is the source of this 2314-nucleotide messenger RNA. RefSeq names its product zinc finger and BTB domain containing 25. Bases 415 to 1722 code for a protein of 435 amino acids. The record is from RefSeq and is a predicted model, not a curated record. Gene Ontology annotation, biological process: regulation of transcription by RNA polymerase II. Lineage: Eukaryota; Metazoa; Chordata; Mammalia; Carnivora; Mustelidae. Gene Ontology annotation, cellular component: nucleus. The transcript is spliced from 4 exons. Gene Ontology annotation, molecular function: protein binding; RNA polymerase II cis-regulatory region sequence-specific DNA binding; DNA-binding transcription factor activity, RNA polymerase II-specific.